UUUAAGGAAAUUGUAGCUUGCAGAAUCACAUAUGUACUUAUCCCAUCCUAUGUUUUUUUUUUUGCUUUAAGUUUUACUUAUCCCAUCCUAUGUUUCCACAAAUUCUUCUUUCUUUUUUUCUGAACACCCCACAAAUUCUUCUUAUAAUCGUUUUUCUCCACAUCAUCUCUUUUGUCUCUUUUCCCAUAGAUAUUCACCAAUAAUUCUUGCUAAAUUAUUGUUCACCCGAAUAUUCCCAGUUUUUUCUCUAUCUUCUUGUUCUAUAUAAAGAAAUACCACAAUUCUCAUUAUUACACAGCGGAAAUCUCUUUGUCCUGAGUUUAUGUUGUAGAUCAGAAUGAGAUUCUUACUGAAAGUUCUUGCCUUUGUGACACUACUUUUAGUGUUUCUAAUAACAACAGAAUCAGCUCCUGAAUCUGCUCUUAUCACCAAACUUCCUGGCUUCAGUGGCACUUUUCCUUCAAAACACUACUCCGGGUACGUCACAAUUGAUAAGGAGCAUGGGAAAAAUCUGUGGUAUUACUUUGUUGAAUCAGAGAUGAAUCCUUCGAAAGAUCCGGUCGUACUCUGGCUCAAUGGUGGUCCAGGUUGCUCAAGCAUGGAUGGAUUUGUAUACGAGCAUGGUCCUUUCAAUUUCGAACCAGCAAAGACAAAUUAUAGUCUCCCACUCCUGCAUCUUAAUCCUUAUAGUUGGUCAAAGGUGUCUAACAUGAUAUACCUUGAUUCACCUGUUGGUGUGGGAUUCUCUUACUCAAAGAACGAAUCUGACUACAUAACCGGUGAUAUGAAAACCGCGGUUGACUCUCACGCGUUCCUUCUCAAGUGGUUCCAGAUGUUUCCCGAGUUUCAGUCAAAUCCGUUUUACAUCUCUGGAGAAUCUUAUGCCGGAGUUUACGUCCCAACUCUGGCUUCAGAAGUUGUCAAAGGGAACAAAGAAGGGUUAAAGCCGGCUCUUAAUUUAAAGGGAUAUUUGGUUGGAAAUGGAGUUGCAGAUUCCAUGUAUGACGGAAACGCUCUUAUCCCGUUUGCACACGGGAUGGGCCUGAUCUCUGAUCAGCUCUUUGAGCACGUUACAAAAGCUUGCAAUGGAAAUUUCUACGACAAUUUUAGCCCUGAUUGCGAGGAACAGAUGGCUAAAGUUUCAAUGGAUAUUGACAGGUUGAACAUAUACAACAUUCUUGAGCCAUGUUACCAUGGAACAUCCCUAUCCGCAUUUGACAUCAAAUCGCUGCCUUCAACUCUUCUGCAGUUAGGCAAAAUCGAAAAACCUUUGGCUGUAAGAAAAAGAAUGUUUGGUCGGGCGUGGCCUGUUCGUGCGCCUAUUCUUCCAGGCAUUGUUCCUAGCUGGUCUCAACUCCUUGCUGACGUUUCUGUUCCUUGCAUCGAUGAUAGAGUUGCAACAGCUUGGCUAAACGAUCCAGCGAUUAGGAAAGCUAUUCAUGCUAAAGAGGAGAGCGAGAUAGGAAGAUGGGUACUCUGCACUGGUAAGCUAUCGUUCCAUCACGAUGCAGGAAGUAUGAUCAGCUUCCAUAGAAACCUCACUCUAAGUGGAUAUAGAGCUCUCAUUUACAGCGGUGAUCACGAUAUGUGUGUUCCAUUUACUGGCUCUGAAGCUUGGACACAUUCUCUUGGAUACAAGGUGAUUGAUGAAUGGAGGGCAUGGAUAUCAAAUGACCAAGUCGCAGGGUAUACCGAAGGAUAUGCAAACAAUCUAACAGUUUUAACCAUAAAGGCACUGAAUCACAAUUCUCUACUGAAAUUGGAAAAAUGGUUGCCAAGUCUAUAUUCGUAUGAUGUUAUUAUCUUUGUGUUGGUAAUUUCAGGGUGCAGGACAUACAGUUCCUGAGUACAAACCGCGGGAGGCUUUGGAUUUCUAUAGCCGAUUUCUAGCAGGAAGCAAGAUUUAAGAGAGAUCUCUAUUGAAAAAUAAGUACAGAGCAUCAUAUCGUGUAUUGACUCGUUUAAAUAAAAAAAAGGAGCAUGUGCCAUUUAGCUUGUGAAUGGUUGAUUCUUCAUUCUUCAUGAUAAAACACCAUGCAUACCUCUUCUUCCAGUAAAAUGCUUGCCGUUUCUUACUUCAACAGAUGGGCUCUUUGCCUUUCAGAAAAAGUCUACAUAUUUACAAGAAUGCUCCUGAUAAGUUUUUGCCUAGAAUAUAUAUAUGUUGUGCCAUUGUUUACACAAAAACACACACACACGGAAACUCAGAAUAGGUUUUUAGCUUAAGGUUUUGGUGAGAAGCUCUAAGAACUCUUUCAGAGUAUUGUAUUGGAACUCGAGUUUUUCUAUCUCUAUCCAAUUAUGAAAUUCAUUCAGUUUA
Molecule: messenger RNA, 2320 nt
Organism: Brassica oleracea var. oleracea
Lineage: Eukaryota; Viridiplantae; Streptophyta; Magnoliopsida; Brassicales; Brassicaceae
Product: serine carboxypeptidase-like 20
Exons: 12
Coding region: 338-1846 (502 amino acids)
Biological process (GO): proteolysis; secondary metabolic process
Molecular function (GO): acyltransferase activity, transferring groups other than amino-acyl groups; serine-type carboxypeptidase activity
Source: RefSeq, a predicted model, not a curated record